AUGGGUAAACUGCAUUCGAAACAUGCCGCUAUUUGUAAAGCGAGGGAGAGCCCGGAAGGCGACAGCUUUGUAGUCAAUGCUUGUUUGGCUCGGAAGGGACUGGACGACUGGCUGGUAAAGCAGCAGGACUGUCAUCUAAAGACCAAGUGCACGUUGACCACCCGGGACUCCAUAAAUGAACCUCAGCGGAUUGGUGACGAGCAUUACCGCUUAGAAGUGGCUCUGCCCCCAGAGAAGACAGACAGCUGCUGCUUAGAGGAUAAGAUGAUGCAUGAGCGCGACGGACAAUCCCCUGCGGGAACGCACAAGCAGCUCCAAUUUGAAGAGCUGGAGUGUGCCGUGUCCGUGGAGGAGGACAACAGACAGGAGUGGACGUUUACCCUCUACGACUUUGACAACAACGGGAAAGUUACCAGAGAGGACAUCACAAGCCUCCUUCAUACCAUCUAUGAGGUAGUAGACGCCUCUGUCAACCAUUCACCAAGCAGCAGUAAGACUUUGCGGGUCAAGUUAUCUGUGGCUCCAGACUCGAGCCAGCGGUGGAGGAGUUGCACACAGGGAACAGAUGCGUCCCACCCCAGAGAGCGAAACGACAAGUGCGCCGAAGACCCCAAGAGUGCAGACAAGAAAAGUCGAGCGCUGAUAAGGCGCCACCACAGUGACCAGCACAACCACGCCCAGCCGGGCUCUCAGCGCAACUGUGUAGACGAGAACCUUGAGCGACGGAACCACUACUUGGACCUGGCCGGCAUCGAGAACUAUACAUCCCGCUUCGGAGCUGCAGCUACAGAGCAGUCUAAAGCAGAACCCCAGGCCCGCUCAUCCAACCAGACCCGCUCCCGAUCCCACGAACCUGAAAACGGGCACUCCCAUCAUCCCCCGGCACUCCAUCAUCGGCGUUUGCAAGCUGUCACCGACGCCUGUCUACCGGAGGGCAACCACCCCGGACGGAAGCGAGGCCAAGACUCCGGAAAAGUCGUCGUACGCUCCCCCAAGACUCACAACCGCACUCCCCCGGCUCAGCUUGGCGGCCGUGUGAUGCGGAGCAGGGGUGCCCCCGCUCCCCCUGCUCUCCCCAGCCAGACGCCUCCCCACCAGUCAUCCGCCCCUUACCGCAAACAUAAGCAGCGCUCGAAGGAACACCAGGGAUGCCACGCGCUUGGUGCCAUUGUGGGGCCUGGGGUUGAAAAGGAGCAGGUGAAAGAGCUUCCUGGAGUUCUGCUCUACGAGGGCCGGCUUGCGCAAGUCGUGCAACGACAUGAGCACCACCACCACCAUGAACAUCACCACCACUACCACCACUUCUACCAGUCCUGA
This is a messenger RNA of Nerophis lumbriciformis (worm pipefish), 1317 nucleotides long. NCBI's taxonomy places the organism in Eukaryota, Metazoa, Chordata, Actinopteri, Syngnathiformes, Syngnathidae. The record is from RefSeq and is a predicted model, not a curated record.